UCAGCCAUCAAGAUCAGUUGCGCAACGCGAAGGGAGAUCAAACCAAUCGGACGUGCGCCAUGGGCGAGCUGCCUCCCGGGUACCGCUUCUACCCUACCGAGGAGGAGCUGGUGCGUUUCUACCUCCGGCACAAGCUCGACGGCAGCCGCCGCGCCGACAUCGAGCGCGUCAUCCCCGUCGUCGACGUCUGCUCCCUCGACCCAUGGCAGCUCCCAGAGGUGCACCGGGGCGCCUGCGCCGGCCACGGGGAGCCGUGGUUCUACUUCUGCGCGCGGCAGGACCGGGAGGCGCGGGGCGGCCGGCCGAGCCGCACGACGCCGUCGGGGUACUGGAAGGCGGCGGGCACGCCAGGGUUGGUCUACUCCGCCGCCGGCCGCCCCGUCGGGACCAAGAAGACCAUGGUGUUCUACCGCGGCCGCGCGCCGGCCGGGACCAAGACCAAGUGGAAGAUGAACGAGUACAGGGCCCUCGAGGAAGACGGUUCCGAUGCCGAUGGCGCCGCUCCGGCACCGAACCCUGUGUUCCAGGUGCGGAGCGAGUUCAGCUUGUGCCGGCUAUACACAAGUUCAGGCAACAUGCGGCAGUUCGACCGCCGGCCGUGCACUGCCUUCGCCGGAGGCAGCCGCGCGUCGUCGUCCGCUGUGCCUGCAUCGCCGGAUGAAGAUGUUGAAGUGGGAAGGUGUCAGAAGAGGAAAAGGCAUGCAGCUAACGUCAACACGCCGUCUAGCAACGCUUACCACCCCGUGCAGCAGCAGCAGGAGAAGCAGGGAGGCGCCGAUGAGGAGCUCGUCGACGACAUGACCGACUGGGCAGAGCUUUUGGCAUGGAUCUAAGAGAUGGAUGAUGCAGCAGGGUAGGCUGCUGCCUGGUGGCAUUAGGGUUACUCAGAUACAAUGCUCUCUCACUGGUAUGCCGAACUUAUAUGAUGGCCUUUUAUGGGUUGCCGGUGGUGGUAAAUAAGAGAAUGAACUUCUUCAGAUUAAGAUUGCUCCAGAUUACACUAGCAGGAAGAUGAUAAGAAAAAGAAAUAUCAUCUUCUCAAAUGGUCUGAUGUGUGUAGGCCAAAAGACUUAGCAGGUUUCGGUAUUCAAAACCUUGUUGUCAUGAACGAGGUCUUACUUUAUAAAUAGUGCUGUAAAAUCU
Aegilops tauschii subsp. strangulata is the source of this 1143-nucleotide messenger RNA. RefSeq names its product NAC domain-containing protein 90-like. Lineage: Eukaryota; Viridiplantae; Streptophyta; Magnoliopsida; Poales; Poaceae. Gene Ontology annotation, molecular function: DNA binding. Gene Ontology annotation, biological process: regulation of DNA-templated transcription. The record is from RefSeq and is a predicted model, not a curated record.